AUGGGACUCAACGCAGCGGUCGUCAGCCUACUGCUCGCCCUGGCUUGCUGGCUGCAGGGCUGCUCGGUGUCGGACACACCCAGCAGCCCAGACACAGUCGGCGACGCGGGCGAGAGCCGGCGAGGCUCAUUUCUGGUGAUCGGCGACUGGGGCUGGGAUCCCAACGCUCAUGGAAACAUCAAGAGCACGCACUGCCAGCAGCUGGUGGCCGAUGUCAUGCACGAGCAGAUGGAAAAGCUCGGGGACGUUCAGUUCAUCGUCAACGUCGGCGAUUCGUUUUAUCCCGAUGGCGUGCGCAACAAGAGCGACCCGCAGUGGGAUGAGAAGUGGCGACAAAUUUACUCACCUCUCGUGAGAUCUGUGCCUUGGUACAGCGUCUACGGCAACCAUGACCUCCAUGCGGAUCCGUGCGCCUGCAGCGAGGAUGCAGACGCCUGUGCGCAAGUGAAUGCUGACAUCACCAACUUGGACUACUUCUACAUGCCGGAUACUUCCUUCUACCAGGUGCUCCCUGAACUCGACACGGAGGUCAUUAUCCUCGACACCAACUACCUCAUGUGGCUUAACAUGACCUGCCCCCACACGCCGUGCCCAGAACUGUGCAGCGCGAACCUGAAGAAGAGGGCCUUCAAGGCCUUCGAGCUCUUCCAGGAGCGGAUCGCCCGCAGUACGGCGCGGAACUGGGUCGUCGCCUCUCACUAUCCCACAGACUACUUCCCAGGAGCAUGGAAUACGAGCGAGCCAAUCAAGCCGUGGACUCCCUCCUGGGUCAGGAUGGGCGCAUCCGAGUGGCCGAGCGGGUUCCCCGAGUUCUUGUCAGCAAUCUCCAACGCCUCGCGAUCCUCCAUCACGUACUUCGGAGGCCAUCGGCAUAACGUGGAUCAACGGACAGUCUUCAACACGACGCCCCACAGCAACUGGCUGUCUGGAGGAGGUGGAGGCUGGAGUACCGACGGUGAAGAGCAAGGCUUCGUUUUGGGCGAGAUCCUGGAUGGCGGACAGGUGCGCACCAGCGCCAUCAUCGUCAACUUCACAGACUGCCUGCAAGCUGUUGAUGUUGUUGUGUGA
Symbiodinium natans is the source of this 1068-nucleotide messenger RNA. The record is from the annotation of a GenBank genome assembly. NCBI's taxonomy places the organism in Eukaryota, Dinophyceae, Suessiales, Symbiodiniaceae.